UACCCCUCCCCUCUCCCUCUCUCCCUCCCUCCUCCCCUUCUGCCUCUGGCGAGCAAAGCAAAGCCAGACCAGACGGCAAGACGCGGGCGCAUUGCUCGGCAGCAGGGACAGCUCCCCAUUCCCUUUCGGGGAGGGGGAUCCACGUUGACCCCCACCCCCAAAGCAAGGGGAGGCAUUCACCCGCCUGCCUGCUCUGCCAUGCCCCCCGGGGGUUGAAUGGGGGGCGGGCCAGGCCUGGCAACUCCCGCCUCGCUGCCCGGGGCGAUGCCAGGGAGGGGGAGCCAUUGGGCCCCCCCACCUGCCUGCCGGACCCCCAUGAGCUGAGCCUGCUUCUCCCCGUGGGUCCCGCCGCCCCCUCCCCCGGUCGGCCGCCAUGGGAUGUAACAUGUGUGUGGUGGAGAAACCCGAAGAACAAUAUCGGGUCAUGCUGCAGGUGAAUGGUCGGGAGCUGUCCCAUCUCUCACAGGAGCAGACCCUUGAAGCCCUGAGGUGCUCUAAGGAACCUCUGGUCAUCCAGGUGCUACGCCGCAGUCCACGCAGCCGAGGUGGGGGUGGUGAAGGACCCACCCCCCAAGGGGACCCCACAACUCUAGUGGACAGUGGAACACAGACAGAUAUCACCUUUGAGCACCUACUGGGGAUAGGAAGGAUGCGGCCACCAAGCCCUCCAGCUGUAACAUUGGAACCCUAUGGACUGUCAGAUCUCCCCACAAUUGGACAUGAAUAUUAUGACCCUGUGGAAUUCAUGGAAGGUGCUCCAGAGACUGAGAGGGCAGAAGAGCUGGAGUAUGAGGAGGUGGAGUUGUACAAAGCCAGUCACCGGGACAAGCUGGGCCUGAUGGUUUGUUACCGAACUGAUGAUGAGGACGAUGUAGGCAUCUACGUUGGAGAGGUUAACCCUAACAGUAUUGCUGCCAAGGAUGGUCGGAUCAGGGAAGGAGAUCGCAUUGUCCAGAUCAAUGGCAUGGAGGUACAAAAUCGAGAGGAAGCUGUAGCAAUUCUCACUCAGGAGGAGAGGACAAACAUAUCACUAUUGUUGGCUAGACCGGAGACUGAGUUGUCAAAGCGCUGGAAGGACAGUGACCGUGAGGAUUUCCUAGAUGACUUUGGUUCAGAUCACGAAGCUGGAACAAAACCUCGGCGGCUUCUUUCGCCACCAAGUCAGCAGAAUGAGCCUCUACAAGACAAGCCUGCUGGGGAUCCGGCCACCCCAUUGACCAACAGCCAGGAGCUGGAUAGUGGUGUUGGCCGUACUGAUGAAAGCACUCGCAAUGAGGAGAGUUCAGAGCAUGAUCUCCUGGGAGAUGAAGCACCCAGUGCUGCCAACACCCCGGGGACCCUGCGCAAGUUUGGGCCUAACCUACAGCCCCGUGACUUCCAUUACAGCAUGGACUCAUUGUUGGCAGGGGAGCCCCCAAGUGCCAUGGCGACAGACUUGAUGCCAGGGCUUACUGAUGAAGAGUAUGAGCGCUACCGGGAGCUGCUGGAGCUGAAGUGCCACCUGGAGAAUGGCAAUGACCCAGGCCUGGUGAGUGCACCACUGGAUGUCAACCGCAAUGAGGUGGCUCUGCUGGAAGAAGAGCUCCGCCACCUGGAGUUCAAGUGCCGGAACAUCCUGCGGGCCCAGAAGAUGCAGCAGCUCCGGGAGCGCUGCAUGAAGGCCUGGCUUCUUGAGGAGGAAGGACUGUAUACCUUGGAAGGGGAACCUAAGAAACAUGAACUGUCAGACAUCACAGAGUUGCCUGAGCGCUCUGACAAGGACAGUACCAGUGCCUACAACACUGGGGAGAGUUGCCGAAGCACCCCUUUGCUGGAGAGCCCCUUGCGCCGCCUGGCUGAGCCCCCCAACCUCAACAGAACAGCUCCUCCUUCCCCACCACAGCCCAAAUUCCGGCGGGAAGAGCGGGUACGUCGCAGUCCCAAAGCUGCUGGGGAAGGCAGCCCCUACCUGAGCCGGAGGCAGCGAGAAGAGCCGCCGGCCCCCAUCAGCCCUAUGAGCCUAGCCAGCAUAUGCAAGGACUCUCUCGGGGGCAAAGCGGAACCCCGCAUGGAGUGGAAAGUGAAAGUGAGAAGUGACGGCACACGCUACGUGGCCAAAAGACCAGUCAGGGACCGGCUCCUCAAAGCCAGGGCCAUGAAGAUCCGGGAAGAACGCAGCGGCAUGACCACAGAUGACGACGCAGUUAGUGAGAUGAAAAUGGGACGCUACUGGAGCAAGGAGGAACGGAAGCAGCACUUGAUCCGGGCCCGGGAGCAACGAAAGCGGCGGGAGUUCAUGAUGCAAAGUCGGCUGGACUGUUUGAGGGAACGAGAAGGUAGCGAAGCCCGAGGGGUGUCUAGCGAAGUUAACAUCUUAGCCUUGAGUCACCGGAAAACCAUGAAGAAACGGAGUCGCCGCAUCCUGGACAACUGGAUUACCAUUCAAGAGAUGCUGGCCCAUGGCACCCGUUCGGCUGAUGGACGCAGGGUUUACAACCCAUUACUGUCUGUCACCACUGUUUGAGUGCAUAGGAAGAAACAGAGGGAGCCACAGUGGUGUUUUCUUUUCCUUUAUUCAUGGUGUGCUGGCGAAUGAAAACCAAGACAGGCCAAACAAUUCCUCCAUGACCAGGAUGGCUGUUUUUUGAGAACACACCAGAGAAGCAUAUUACUACCACCUGAGCUCCAUAGGGCUCAGAAGGCCCACCUCUCUGAACCAAAAUGUAGAGUGGAACAGAAAGCCCAGCAUCCAUUCCUGCCUUAAGAACCCGAAAAGGGGAGUGGAGGGCCCUUCUCCCUCCCCCAAGUCUCCAACCCUCAGGAGCUUGCUGUGGGGCAAGAUUGACUCCUCCUGAUGGGCACAUAAUCUGUAUCAGCGGUGAUUGUGCGGGGCAACUCAGCUCACCCAUCACUUCUGGAAAAGCUUUUGCUGGAUUCACCCCUGCCAAUCACAUCCUGAAGCACAAGGAACCAGCUGUGGUCUACAUACAGUGUGCAGAGCACAAAGAAAGCAAGUGGAGUCCUAUCCCAUAUAGGUCAACAAGGCCAGUGAAGAUCUUCCCCAUCCCCACCCCAAGUUGAGAUGUUGUGACAUCUUUCUUUCCUCUUUUUCUUUCUCUCUCUUUUUCUCCUUCUCCUUUCUCUUUUGUGAUUGUGGCUCUCAAUUUCUUUUCAUUACUCUAUUUGAAGCUGGAAGUCUGGGCCCUGGAGGCUCAUCCCACAAGUGACUGUUCCCUUCCUCCAUUCUGCACCAUCUGAUUGCUUCUAUCCCCAUUCAAGGGGGAGGGACAUUAGCUUAGACUAAGGAGCAGAUAGCUUGUGUUAAACCCUGUACCCCAAGGCUGAACUUGCAUUGUUAAAAUAAAAAAAGAUUGUUCUUUUUA
Anolis sagrei ordinatus is the source of this 3362-nucleotide messenger RNA. RefSeq names its product PDZ domain containing 4 (gene PDZD4). Gene Ontology annotation, molecular function: protein binding. Lineage: Eukaryota; Metazoa; Chordata; Lepidosauria; Squamata; Anolidae. The record is from RefSeq and is a predicted model, not a curated record.